AUGUCGGCCGCCAUAAAACGAGCCUGCGAUGCUUGUCAUCGUAGGAAGGUCAAGGGCGACGGCAUUAACCCGUGCAGGAACUGUUCGACUGCCCAGCUCUCGUGCACCUACAAUGCGAUUCCCCAGAAGAAGGGCCCCAAGGGCUCCCGCGCCAAGGUUAUCAGCGAACUGAGGGAGACUCAGCGCCAAACCAGCCUAGCCGCCCGCGUCCAGAACCGCGUUGCUGGCCUCACCGCCGGGCCUUCGCAGAACCCACGACCGCUGGUUGAGCAGCAGGCCAUGUUCAUGGAACAGAACCGAGACGUCUACUGCCUGGUCACCGCUCUCUGCGCCUUUGUUAUGCUCCAGCCCGGCAUGACGAUGCCUCCCAGCGACCCCUACAACCUUGACAUGAUGCCCGGCUCGAAUCUCAUCGCCAGCACCUUGCUUCUCGAGGAGGCCAUGCGCGUUCGCAACGGCUACGAGUACCUCGAUAGCCCGACCCUGAACUCCAUCGCCACCAGCUACCUCCUCUUCGCCUGCUAUUACGGCGUCGAGUCUCACAGCAAGGCCUGGUUCUACCUGCGCGAGGCUAGCACCAUGAUGCACAUGCUCGAUAUGCACAAGGAGGAAAGCUAUAUGCAGUGGGAUCCUGUCGAAUCCUCCCGCCGGAGACGCCUGUACUGGCUCGUCUUCUCUACCGAACGAGCCUACGCUCUCCAGCGCCAGCGACCAGUCACCCUCCAGGCGUCCAUCAACCUGCCCACGAUGGCGGACGACCCCUCCGACCCUUUGGCCACCGAGAUCUCGCCCUUCAUCGCGCUGGUCAACUCUUUCCGUCUCUUUGACGAUGCCCUCCUCUCUACCUGGGGCAAGACGGCCGCCAACUUCACCUCGGCUUACACUGCCAACCUGCAGAAGCAGCUCUCCGACAUCAUGCCUAGCUACAUGUGCCAGGACUCCCAGUUCAACGACAUGUCGACGAAUCAGCAAUGGCUCAAGACCACGCACUGGCAACUCUCAAGCCAAGGCGAGGAGAAUGCCAUGGGUUUCCAAUUCCCUGCCGAGGUUGCCAGGGACAUGAUUGUCAACUGGGCUUCGCAGUUCCCCGGCCAGGGUGUUCAGCUCAUUGGCACCGGCAUGGUUGAGAAGCUUUUCGAGAUUGCCAAUGAUACCGCCACGGCCCUGUCGCACAAGCCCAUCUCGCGUGAUCAAUUCACUGUUGGCCCCCGCGAGCGUUUGACGCAAAUUUUGAACAUUGUCGCCGUCCUCAGGAACGGUGAUCAGCGAUUCUUCCCUCUGCUAUUCAACAAGCUCGCCGAGGCCCUCCCUCGCCUCGUGACACCCAUGCUCCAGAACGCGCCCGAGUGUGUCAGCGCCAAUCUGGCCAAUAUCGACAUCUUUGAUGGCUUCGGCAACGCCGGCAUGGCUCAGCCUCCCUCCUCCCAGAUGCACCUGGGCCUUGACACCGAGGAUCUCGACAAGUUUAGCGUUGCCGAUUACGAUCGCAAGUUCUCGUUGGCGUCCAUGAACAAUGGUUCCCCCGACUCCAACAUGGGCAGCAGCGCCUCGGGUGGCAUGUCCAUGGCUCAGAACACCCCGCCCGAAAUGGCCGCUAGCUUUGCCACCUCGCCGCCCAUCAUGUCGCCCGGUGUCGAAUUCCCGCAGAAUGUCAACGACUUUUCUUUCCCCGACAUGAUGCUGCAAAGGAUGAACGGACAGCCGCAGGUUGGUCCACAACAACAGAUGAAUCCGCAGCACAACGGGCACAACGGGAUGCAAGGCUUCAACCCUCAGCAGAUGCAUGCGUCCAUGGGACAGCAGCCGCCACAGCACCACCACCAACAACAAGCGCCGCACGGCAUGGGCCUUCUCAAUUCGCAGGCACCGCCGCACCUCGGCAAUCCACAGCAAAACAUGAUGCAUCAAAAGGCAAAUGUCCCCGGGGCCAUGUCGAUGAUGCACUCCAUGAGCCCGCAAGGGGCGAACCUGGUCUCGCCCGGCAUGGGGAUGGAUCCGCAAAGGGCGAAACCGUUUACCCUAGCCUCACAUCCAGCGCAACAGGGGCCUGGUAUACCGCGGACCGUGGGUGAUUUUCAUGCGUUACAACGCGUGAAUUAUGACGGCUGA
Parascedosporium putredinis is the source of this 2109-nucleotide messenger RNA. The record is from the annotation of a GenBank genome assembly. NCBI's taxonomy places the organism in Eukaryota, Fungi, Ascomycota, Sordariomycetes, Microascales, Microascaceae.